Atta colombica is the source of this 1879-nucleotide messenger RNA. RefSeq lists its product as uncharacterized. The record is from RefSeq and is a predicted model, not a curated record. The transcript has 9 exons. NCBI's taxonomy places the organism in Eukaryota, Metazoa, Arthropoda, Insecta, Hymenoptera, Formicidae. Bases 269 to 1720 code for a protein of 483 amino acids. Gene Ontology annotation, cellular component: extracellular region. Gene Ontology annotation, molecular function: chitin binding. Gene Ontology annotation, biological process: carbohydrate metabolic process.
UCGCCGCUCCAGUAGAAAGUGGUCAACCAAUGAGCUGAGAACUGAUUCCUGUGCCGGCUAGUUCACGAGAACUGUCGCAACGACGGCGUACCCUUGGCGCGCAGUGUUGCGGCAGCCGAUCAACCCGGUGGAUCGGUUAUUCGGUUGGUUGAUGAUACGUCGCUGUGGUCGCGGUGAAUUGCACGAAUCGAACGAGGAAAGACACGCGAAGAAAUUGGAACGCGCAACCAUCAGCUAGGGAACAUUGAGACGUCGCACGCGAUAUACGAUGAGGCUCCAGGAAGCGGCGCUACUCUGCGCCGUCUUGACCAUCGUCGCAGUACAUUGUCAAAAGAAUAAGAAGGAUGAGGACAAGAAAGACGAGGAAUUCAGGUGUCCGGAGGGCCAAGGUAAUGGUAAUUUUGCCGAUCCGGCAACUUGCAGGAGAUUUUAUCAGUGCGUCGAUGGAUAUCCCUACUUGAAUCGAUGUCCAUCAGGCCUGCACUUCGAUGACAUUAGUAAGUUUUGUACUUUCAAAAACGAGGCGCGAUGCGGACCCAUCGAGACCACACCAGCACCAAUCACUGAGCCGCCAAUGGAUUUGGCCGAGCGCUGUGACACGGCGAACUGUCUACUUCCGUACUGCUUCUGUUCUAGAGACGGCACGAUCAUUCCUGGCGGUCUUCAUCCAGAAGAGACGCCGCAAAUGAUAAUAAUGACGUUCGAUGGUGCAAUAAAUCACAACAACUUCGAUCACUAUCAAAAGAUAUUCACCCAAGAUCGUUUGAAUCCCAAUAACUGCCCAUUGAGAGGCACGUUCUUCAUCUCUCACGAGUACUGCAACUACAAUAUGGUUCAGAGUCUGGCACAUGACGGUCAUGAGAUUGCGACUGAGACGAUCUCACUCCAGAAAGGUUUGGAGGAUAAAGGUUACGAGGAAUGGGUCGGCGAGAUGAUCGGAAUGCGCGAGAUACUAAAGCAUUUCAGCAAUAUUUCGACCGGUGAAGUCGUCGGUAUGCGAGCGCCUUACUUGAAACCUGGUCGCAACACUCAGUAUAAGGUGCUCGAAGACUUUGAAUACAUAUAUGACAGUAGUAUAGGAAUCUCGCCAUUGAAAGUGCCAAUCUGGCCGUACACCCUCGACUACAAAAUCCCACACGAAUGUAAAGCGGGCACCUGUCCCACUAAAUCGUUUCAAGGUAUUUGGGAAUUACCGUUGAAUGCGCAUUAUGUGGAGAGUUAUGAAGGUGGACAUUGUCCUUAUUUAGAUCAAUGUGUUCUUCACAAUCACGAUCCCGAAGAGGUGUUUGACUGGUUACAGGAAGAUUUUAACAGAUAUUACGAACAAAACAGAGCGCCAUACAUGAUGCCUUUCCAUACUAAUUGGUUCCAAAUCAAGGAAUUGGAACGCGGUCUGUCAAAAUUUCUCGAUUGGGUGGUAACACUACCUGACGUUUACUUUGUAACCGCCACGCAAGCGUUAACAUGGAUGACCGAUCCAAAACCAAUUAAAGCUCUGCAUAACUUCGAAGGAUGGUCAUGUAAGAAAAAAGAGAUUUUGCCUGAACCACCGUGUAACAAUCCACACAAAUGUGCUUUAGACUUCAAGCCUCCCGAAUCAAAUUUCACAACAACUAGGUAUAUGGAAACGUGUAGAGAGUGUCCAAACAAGUAUCCCUGGUUGGGAGACUCGAAGGGUACAGGGCUAUACAGUGAUAAUUACAAUCCUGAAAAAAAAUAGGAGUGUCACUUGAGUUAGAUUUAAUUUAGUGCAAACGAUUUUAUUGUUAUCAAAGUAAAUGUCUUGUAUGUGUGUACGAUAUAGACUUAUUAUCGAUCACACACAACACACACACACACACACACACACACACACACACACACACACGUGUUAACAUCU